ACAUGUAAGCCGCAUAAUCUAAUCUAAUAGAUAUUAAAAGGAAGUGUAUAUAAACAAAACGACAACACAGAAUUGGUUAAGCAUAAAGCAUAAAAUUUCUUUGCGCAUAUAUUAUUCGAUUAAACUUCUGUCGUCCGUCGAAGAGAAACUUAAUGCGACUUGCGCUUUUCAAUCAGUAAGUGAUAUGAUUUCAAGUUUUUAUGAAAGAAUUGUGGGUACGUGUUCUACAACGGAACCGAACCAGCCAAAAAUCCUUUGCGUCGGGUUAACCUGUAUAGAUAUCAUACAAACCUGCUGGCAAUAUCCCGCGGAAGAUUCUGAUCAAGGAACUCUAGACUAUAGAUGGCAAAGAGGAGGCAACACGUCAAAUAGUUGCACGGUACUUUCUCAGUUAGGAAGUCUAUGUGAAUUUUUUGGUAACCUGAGCGCAGAAGAACAUUUAAGUUUCUUGCAAAAUGAUAUGAGAAAACAUAACAUUGACUUUUCUCAUUGUCCUAUAGUAGAAAAUAUUGGAUGUCCAACAUCUAUUGUCAUUUUGAGUUUAAGUUCUGGUUCUCGUACAAUUCUACAUCAUAAUCAAAAUUUACCAGAAUUAACAUUAAAAAAUUUUGAGCAGUUGCAUUUAGAAGAUUAUAGCUGGAUUCAUUUUGAAGGCAGAAAUUUGAACGAGGUUUUAUCUAUGAUGCAAUGCGUCGAGAACUAUAAUAACAUGUUAAAUUAUAGCCAAGACUCUAAUAAUAAGGAAGCAGGCAUAAGUCAGAUACCGAUUACAGUUAGUGUAGAAUUAGAAUGUCCUAAACAAGAACUUUUAGAUUUAUUACCUUAUGUUGAUGUAGCAUUUAUAUCAAAGGACUUUGCUCGAAGUAGAGGAUACGAUAAUAUGAGUGAAACAUUGAAAAACAUAAGCGAGGAUGCCAAGUCUGGAGCAACCCUCAUUUGUGCUUGGGGUGAUCGGGGUGCUAUGGCAAGAACUCCAGAUAAUAUUAUAGUACAAUCUCCUGCAUUUCCACCACAAAAGGUUGUGGAUACUUUGGGUGCCGGUGACACUUUCAAUGCAGCGGUGCUGCAUUUUCUAAAUAAUGCAAAAUUAGAGUUCUUUAAGACAAGGACAUCAGAAGUAGACGAAGCGAAUAGUACAUUCCAAAAAAAUGUUGCAAAGAAUUAUAACAUUGAAAGUUUAGAAUGUAGCCAUACAGAAUUUAUCACGCCAAACGUGUUGCAGUCAGCUAUAACAUUUGCCUGCCAAAUAGCUGGAGCUAAAGUUGGUAUAAGAGGUUACGAUAAGUUAGAUGAAAUUUUCAAGGAUACAUUAAGAAGGUAGUUAAAGUGUAACAUUAAAUUAGGCUAUAUGUAUAUAAAUAUUUCAUAACAUCAGAUUGUGAUUAGAGGAAGGGGAUGUUGACAGGAAUUUUCCGAGAUUUUUUAGAAAAUUAUAUCCACAAUGACUUUACACAUAUUUACAGUGUAAACUGAAUUACAGUAAUUAAUUUUAUUUUUGCAUCAAUGUUGUUUGUAUGCUUAUUGAUUGGAAUAAAAUUUAACUUUAACAAGGAACAGAA
Molecule: messenger RNA, 1559 nt
Organism: Osmia bicornis bicornis
Lineage: Eukaryota; Metazoa; Arthropoda; Insecta; Hymenoptera; Megachilidae
Product: ketohexokinase-like
Exons: 3
Coding region: 185-1321 (378 amino acids)
Biological process (GO): fructose metabolic process
Molecular function (GO): ketohexokinase activity
Source: RefSeq, a predicted model, not a curated record